AUGACUUCGCCCAGACGUGUCUGCUAUUACCUGUUUCUGGUUUUGAUUUUGUUCUUGGCGAUCACCCUUUAUUUUAAUAUCACCGCCGUUGAGAGGACAUCGGUGAAAGCAAGUCACAAACAUGCCUUGGAUCCGCUCUACGAGAAGGUCCGAGUGCUGUGCAUGAUACCUUACGACUAUACCGAUCCUGAGACUGCCAGAUAUGUGAAGCGCACUUGGGGAAAACACUGCAAUGCAUUGCUCUUCGUGAGUGGCAACAUCGAUGGGGAGUUGGAGCCCUAUGUGCCCGUGGUCAACUCAACGGACAAGUGGACUUUGGUCCAACGGGGGCUGAUGCACGCCUAUCUAUUUUAUGGCCACAAAGUCGAUUGGGUCCUCAAAGUCGAGUCCUCUAGCUUUGUGGUUGUGGAGAAUCUCCGGUACUUGAUAGAUAGAAGAAAGUAUCUGCCCAGUCAAGCGAUCUACUUUGGCUAUGAACUCGAGAACAUCAUCACACAUGAGCCCUUUAUUCACGAUCGGAGUGGCUAUGUGAUUAGCCGCGAGGCCUUGAGGCGCUACACAAACGCGUCGAUGGAUCCAGAGGUCAAGGAAUGCCUCCAUUGGAAGGGAUAUGUUGAGGGACUGGAUAUAUAUCGUUGCCUGAGCCAUGUGGAUGUGAAAAUAGUCGAAAGUCGGGAUGAAUCUGAGCACGAGACGUUUUUGCCCAUUCCGAUGAAGCACCACUUUUUGGGGGGCUACGAUUACAUAGACUGGCUGCGUAACGUAACCUAUCAUAAAGUGCCAGGGAACACAGUGCCAAUAUCCAAGCGCGCCAUAAGUUUUCGGGUGGGCUACCCGCCUGAAAUGUACGAUUACUAUUAUUUUGUUUACGGAUUGAAAAUCUUUGGCACCCCCGUGAAUACUCCUUAGAAUACAGA
Drosophila biarmipes is the source of this 917-nucleotide messenger RNA. Its product is annotated as glycoprotein-N-acetylgalactosamine 3-beta-galactosyltransferase 1-A. Gene Ontology annotation, molecular function: N-acetylgalactosaminide beta-1,3-galactosyltransferase activity. The transcript has 4 exons. The record is from RefSeq and is a predicted model, not a curated record. NCBI's taxonomy places the organism in Eukaryota, Metazoa, Arthropoda, Insecta, Diptera, Drosophilidae. The coding region runs from base 1 to 909 and encodes 302 amino acids.